AUGUCUGCUGAGGAUACAGCGACUCCCACGGAUUCCCAUGCAGGGACUAUGGCGCCCGAGUCGGUCAUUCCUUCGUCGCCACUCACAGACCCGACUGAGGUUGAAGACUCAAAGUCUUCGGAUAAUAAAGAGGACAACUCGAAAGCAGAAUUGACUGAUUCUGAAGAUGUCGAGGGGAUGGACAGUAAGGCCAAGGCCUUGAUGCACUUGUUGAAAACGAGCUCCGUCUUCGUGGCUAUUAUGUCAGAUAAAAUGAAAAAGCAGCAAGAGGACGCACGUUUGGCGGCGAUCAAGCAGCGCGAACAAGCUGUCCUGAGUCAAAAGAAGACCAAGUCUCCUCCUGAAGCUACUCGCCGAACUACUCGAACUCGACAAAACCAAGAUGCGACGGAGGAGAAAGAAAAUAAAUCAGCCGGUGGACAAGAAGCCAACGAAAAGGCACCAGCACCCACCCGGGGUCGACCUAAGCGAGCAGCGGCCGCCAAUAGCAACUCAAUUUCUAGUUAUUUUAAAAAGGCCGACGUGGAAGUGACCAAAGAUAAUCCCUCGGUACAACAGGCUCUUGAAAAAGCUGCAGAUGACUACGAAGCGAAUCCCACGGCUCUUGGUGAGCAGGAAUUGGUCGCGACACAGCAGCCAAAACUCGUGACAGGUGGCAAAAUGAGAACAUACCAGCUGGAGGGACUCGAAUGGCUCAAGACUUUAUGGAUGAAUGGGCUUUGUGGUAUUCUUGCCGAUGAGAUGGGCCUCGGUAAGACAGUUCAAGCAAUCUCAAUGAUUGCUUUCUUGAAGGAGAUGAACGUUUCAGGGCCAUUCUUGAUCUCAGCACCGCUGAGUACCGUGAGCAAUUGGGUGGACGAGUUCGCCCGAUGGACACCGGGGAUUAAAACGGUUUUGUACCACGGCUCGAAAGAUGAGCGCGCUGCCAUGCGCAACAAAUUUAUGAAAAUGAAAAACCAGGGAGACAUGGACUUCCCGGUGGUAUGCACUUCUUACGAGAUUUGCAUGAACGAUCGGAAGUUCUUGGCUCAAUAUCAAUGGCGUUAUAUCGUCGUUGAUGAGGGCCAUCGGCUGAAAAAUAUGAAUUGCAAGCUCAUCAAAGAGCUUUUGACCUAUAACUCGGCCAAUCGUCUGUUGAUCACUGGAACACCUCUCCAGAACAACAUCUCAGAGUUGUGGUCACUUCUACAUUUCCUGCUUCCUGAAGUUUUCAACGAUCUCAACUCGUUUGAAAGCUGGUUUGAUUUUUCCUCCGUGCUAGACAAUAGGGGCCAGGCAGAGCUGGUUGAGAAACGCAAGCGUAACCUUGUCACCAGCAUGCACGCCAUUCUCAAGCCCUUCCUUCUGCGGCGUCUCAAGACAGAUGUGGAGACCACCCUUCCCAAGAAGCGGGAGUACAUUCUCUAUGCUCCUUUGACCUCUGAACAGAAAGAUCUCUAUCGAGAGAUCAUCAAUGGUACAGGACGUCAGUACCUCGAGGGAAAGGCUCUGGAGCGUCUGGAAGCUAAGAACGGCAGCUCUAUACGCUCGCAAAGUAUGAAGCGCAAACGGAAUGGCAGUGGCGAUGCAUCGCCUGUCAAAAGCGCAAGAUCCAGUGGGGCGUCCACGCCAGCGAGUAAUGGAAAGAAUUCUAGCCGCCGACGCCGACGCAGCACUCGUCAGGGUUACAAUGAUCUAAGCGAUGAAGAGUUUGAUGAGCACCUCCGCAAACUCGAGCUGGGAAUUGAAGAAGAGGAACAGGAGAGCGAGCCCAGCGAUAAUGAACUGGAAGAGAUGCAGAAGGCUCAGAAUUUGAAACUUGCUAAGAAAGAGAUUGGGCAAAAGAAGAUGCAAAACCCGGUUCUGCAAGCUCGCCUCGCCUGUAACUCUCCGCACAACUUCUAUUGGCCAUGGAUGGACGAAUCCUCUUCUGUAGACGAAACACUCGUCUCUGCUUCUGGAAAGAUGCUUUUGUUGGACCGUUUGGUCUCGUGUUUGCUUGAGAAAGGCCAUAAGAUUCUCAUUUUCUCUCAGUUCAAGACACAGCUUGAUAUCAUCGAAGAGUGGGCAACAACACUUCGCUCCUGGGAGUGUUGUCGAAUCGACGGUGCUAUUGCACAGUCCGAUCGCCGGGCUCAGAUCAAAGAUUUUAAUACCAAGAAGAGUCACAAGAUUUUCCUCCUCAGCACCCGAGCUGGUGGUCAGGGAAUCAAUCUCACCGCCGCGGAUACUGUGAUUAUCUUUGACUCGGACUGGAAUCCGCAGCAAGAUCUGCAAGCCCAGGACCGAGCUCACCGCAUUGGCCAGACCAAGCCAGUGAUUAUCUACAGAUUGGCUACGAAGGGUACCGUUGAGCAGACACUCCUCGAGAAAGCGGAUUCCAAGCGCCGCCUCGAACGUCUGGUGAUUCAGAAAGGCAAAUUCCGCUCCUUGCUUGAUUCCAGUGCGAAUUCCCAUGAUAUCGAGGAACUGCGCAAGGCGCUUGGCGAGAACGAGUUCGAACGGUUUGAGGUUGGCGUUGACCCUGGGUCGAUCUUGUCGAAUGAAGAUCUUGAGAUCUUGACUGAUCGCUCGGAAGAGGCUUAUCUCCGUGCGGAGAAGGGACUCGACCAGAAGGGGGAUGCAUUUGUUGCGGUUGAAACGAAGCGCGAUCCUGGUGAGAGCAUUCUCUCUUGA
Messenger RNA from Penicillium griseofulvum, 2655 nucleotides. RefSeq names its product putative SNF2 family helicase/ATPase PasG. The coding region runs from base 1 to 2655 and encodes 884 amino acids. Gene Ontology annotation, molecular function: ATP binding; chromatin binding; ATP-dependent chromatin remodeler activity. The record is from RefSeq and is a predicted model, not a curated record. The transcript is spliced from 4 exons. Gene Ontology annotation, biological process: DNA methylation-dependent constitutive heterochromatin formation; negative regulation of gene expression via chromosomal CpG island methylation; pericentric heterochromatin formation. Lineage: Eukaryota; Fungi; Ascomycota; Eurotiomycetes; Eurotiales; Aspergillaceae. Gene Ontology annotation, cellular component: nucleus; pericentric heterochromatin.